Messenger RNA from Symbiodinium necroappetens, 1017 nucleotides. NCBI's taxonomy places the organism in Eukaryota, Dinophyceae, Suessiales, Symbiodiniaceae. The record is from the annotation of a GenBank genome assembly.
AUGAAGUUCUCCAAGGCGAUCGCAGUUCUUGGCUUCGGUCUUGCUGCAGCACAGAAUGAUCGCCGCCAUCGCUCUGAGUUGCUUCCACGCGCUGAGGUGGAGAAGCUUGGUGUUGUAUGGCGCGGCAAUGCCUCGACACAUCAAAGCUCCCACGACCUGCUUGAGGCAACAGAGAUGCCCUCGGAUUUCAGCUGGUGCAACAAGGAUGGCAAAAGCUACUGCACCAUGUCUCGGAAUCAGCAUAUUCCGCAAUACUGCGGAUCAUGCUGGGCCCAUGGCGCCAUCUCCGCUCUUGGCGACCGCAUCAAGAUCGCACGCAAAGCGCAAGGAAUCGACAUCAACCUCGCGGUUCAGCACCUGCUGAACUGCGGUGGCGUGGGCACAUGCAAGGGCGGCAGUGUCGACGGCCCAUAUCAGUGGCUCAUGGAGAUCUCCAAGAAGGGCACCGGAAUCAGCUACGAGACCGCCAAUCCUUACGUUGCCUGCACUUCCGACUCCGAUGAGGGCUUCUGCAAGUAUGUCGACACGUCCUGCAAGGCGCUGAACGUGGCCCGGACCUGUGGAAGCUUCUCCCAGGAGGGUGGUCCUUGCACCGGCCUUGGUGAAUUCCCCAACGUGACAAUUUCGGACUACGGCUCCAUCUCUGGUGCUGAUGCCAUGAUGAAGGAGAUCUUCCAUCGCGGUCCGAUUUCGUGUGGGGUGGACGCUAACCCGCUGCUCAACUACGAGUCUGGCAUCAUCAAGACGAAGGGCGAGGGUGUCGAUCACGUCGUGUCAGUGGUUGGCUGGGGAACCGAUCCGAAGGACGGCUUCUUCUGGGUCGUAAGGAACUCUUGGGGCGAGUAUUGGGGAGAAAUGGGGUACUUCCGCGUGGCGAAGGGUGCGCUGCUCCUGGAGGACCAGUGCUCUUGGGCGGUGCCUGCGACCUUCACGGCUGCGGAGAAGAAGAAUCAGGUGCAUUGCCACGAGGGCGGCGACAAUUGCAAGGCGAAGGAUGCCGAGCAGAUGGUCGUCUGA